UGCCCCUCCUUUGAUCACAGGGCCGUGUUAACAUGCCAGAUGUAACAGCUGAGACAGUAUUUGAUGUGCUCCAUGACACCGAAUACCGGAAGAAGUGGGACUUGAAUGUUAUAGAAACCCAUGAAAUUGCCCGGCUCUCUGACAACGCUGAUGUGGGAUACUAUUCCUGGAAGUGCCCCAAACCUUUAAAGAAUAGAGAUGUCGUCACCUUGAGGUCCUGGCGAGUUUUGGAUAAGUCAUAUGUAAUCCUCAAUUUCUCUGUCAAGCACCAGAAAUACCCUCCACGCAAGGACCUGGUAAGAGCUGUGUCUCUCUUAGCUGGAUACUUGGUGCAACCAACUGGACCCAGCAGCUGUUGCUUGACUUAUUUGGCCCAGGUAGACCCAAAAGGAUCGCUGCCUAAGUGGGUUGUGAAUAAAGCUUCUCAGUACCUGGCACCAAAGCUUAUGAAGAAGAUGUACAAAGCCUGCUUGAAGUACCCCUCCUGGAAACAGGAACACAACGCAGGCAAAAAACCUUGGUUGCAUCCUGACCAAAGUGUGCUUCCCACAAUGCCCCUGUCCGAAUUGUCACUCCAACAUGCCUCCUCGCUGGAGAACAUCGAUGAGAGCGGAUUAAUGGAAAGCAAGGAAGAGAAGGGGGACACCAGCGGUUCAGAGAACUGAUGCCAGUUUGACUUUUCCUCACUUUUGGAGGCUUGCACUCGCUGGCCAGCUGACUCACCCAGUUGGUUUUAGAAUAAAGGAUCAAAAAAAUAAAUAAAAUCAGAUGCAUUUC
Python bivittatus (Burmese python) is the source of this 777-nucleotide messenger RNA. The record is from RefSeq and is a predicted model, not a curated record. Lineage: Eukaryota; Metazoa; Chordata; Lepidosauria; Squamata; Pythonidae.